GCGCCCAUUCUUAUUUAUGCGUGUCAAAAGGCAUGUGCAGAACAUGAGCGAGAAAGAAAAGAGGUUGGAUAUCUUCCAUCGGCACUCAAGAACUAUAACUCUCAUCUUUUGCAAGCGCCUCUUGGCGAUGCUUCAGCUAUUCCAGACGCAGUCGCCCAAAGCUCAUAAGCGCUGGACUACGCUGACCCUCCUCUCUUUCGAGGCUGCACUCACACUUGCAAUUGCAAUCAUAGUGGAUCCGCCAAAUAUCGAAAACGAGGAGCUUCAGGACUGGAUCUCGUUCUCCCAAGUGCUCCUCAAGGACCUUGGGACUUGUAAUGCCGUCGCUGCCGUCGCCCUGCAGCACAUUGACGUGAUCCGAAAACGUACGGAUUUCGUGCUGAAUAUGAGUCGAGGGAAUAAUGCGGCGUCCCUCGACAUCAUUGCACCGUCUCUUCAUGACAUAGAGCGUGCAACGAGGGUCCUCUCACAGCCUCAGCCUUGCAUGACAGACUUGCUUGGCCAUGAGUUGGUGAUGGAUCCCUAUUGGACCAUCAUUCAACCGGGAGCUUUUGGAGGGCAUUUUCCGGGGAUCGAGUCUCUCAGUGGACCCUUGGAUUCCAUGAACCUAGAACGAUUUCUGGACAGUUGUAUGGCGAUGCAGUCGAAGGCACCGCCCAUCUUCACUGUUUGACCGCUACUGUCAAUCAUCUUGUCUUUGUUUGGCUCUUGGCUACACUGUCUUCUAUAAUACAGCCUGAACAUUGUUACAACGGAGAGAUUGUCUAGAUAGCGAUGAGAACAUUGGUGGGAUUAAAAUG
This is a messenger RNA of Heterobasidion irregulare TC 32-1, 800 nucleotides long. RefSeq lists its product as uncharacterized. The record is from RefSeq and is a predicted model, not a curated record. The transcript is spliced from 3 exons. Lineage: Eukaryota; Fungi; Basidiomycota; Agaricomycetes; Russulales; Bondarzewiaceae. Bases 17 to 673 code for a protein of 218 amino acids.